Molecule: messenger RNA, 2162 nt
Organism: Labrus bergylta (ballan wrasse)
Lineage: Eukaryota; Metazoa; Chordata; Actinopteri; Labriformes; Labridae
Gene: atp6ap1b
Product: ATPase H+ transporting accessory protein 1b
Source: RefSeq, a predicted model, not a curated record
CAGCUGGCUGGCGUCACGUGACUCAGAACUUUGCGGAAAACUAACCGAAAAUGGCAGAUCCAAAGUGCUCCACUCGACCGCGGCUGAUGGCCUUUAUUGCCCUUUUAUUCGCCCUCUUCUCCACCGGGAGCUCCACAGCCCAAGUGCCAGUUCUGUUAUGGUCCAGUGACGGACUUCCAGCACUGGCUCCUUCUGCAGCUGGUCACAUCACCUCCACAGACCAGCUGACUGCCUACCUCACCUCUGCCUUAGGCUCCGGCCCUCGCACUGUGGUGUUGUUCCUGCAGGACAAGUUAAGCAAAGAUGACUUCACAGUUUUUGGUGGUGUGUUUGGAAACAAGCAGGACAGUGCCUUUCAAAAUCUCGAGGCUGCACUGCAGACUUCCUCCUCAUCAGUGACGCUGCCUGCUUUAGAGUGGUCUGGCUCCUCUGCCAUCCCCGCUCUGCUGCAGGAGGAGCUGGGUGUGUCUCCUCUGCUCGUAGACGCAGACACUCUGACACAUCUCAGCAUCAACUCAUCUGCCAGCAACCUGCUGCUCAUCAAUCUCCCUUAUUGUACUAACGCACACAAGUCUUGCAAAGAAGUCCUACAUGACAAUGAUGAGAUAAUUGGGAAAGUUCUGAGUAUCAUGAAAGACAAAAAUGUCAAAUACACCGCAGUUUACACAGGAUCCCAGCCAUCACGGGUGAUUUCAGAGACAUCCCUAUCAGGUCAGCCUGUUGGGCGCUCCUUGCUCCAAGCCGCUCCACCACCAAGCGUCAAACCUCCGAUCAUGUUUAAUGGAACCGGAGGCCCCUGCAUAAUGCUUUGGGCUCAGAAUCUCAACAUCAGCCUCUCGAGCACCGGAGCUUGGAUAGACCUCGCUGCAGACACACCGACGCUGACGGGAUCCUUCUGCAACAUCAGCAACUCACAACUUGUCCUCACCUAUGCAUCCGGCUAUACACUAAGCUUUGCCAUGAGUCAGCGGUUCUAUCCUGUAUCCGCCCGGAACUGGUUCGCCCUGGACUCUGUGCAGCUUCAGGCUAGCAGUCUGACUGCGUCUUUCGGGAGCCGCAGCAUCUACGCCCCUGCAGAGUAUUCCUAUCACUGCAUGUCUGUCAGCAGCUUCGGGGAUGCUUUGCUCUUCCCUAACAGCACCAACGCAAACGCCUCGCAGUGGAGGCUCAACUUCGUCGACUUCCAGAUUCAGGGCUUCAGUUUGGGCAACGGCACAGAUUUCUCCUACGCCAGCGACUGUGCUGGCUUCUUCACUGCAGGGAUUUGGAUGGGGCUGCUGUCGUCGCUGCUCAUGCUGUUCAUUUUUGUUUACGGUCUGCACAUGAUCAUGCAGCUUCACACCAUGGAUCGAUUCGACGACCCAAAAGGUCCUUCGAUUUCAGUGCCUCAGUCUGAGUGAAGCAGUCCCUCACUCCCUCCUUGUCAUGUUGCUUUUGUAUAUUUGGACCUUUUCUCUGAUGUUUCCCUCAGAUUUCUUCUUCUACUUUUGUUUCCUGAAUCCCUCCACAACUGUCUUUACAUCCUGUUUUCUUACAAUAGACAUUCCAUUUCAUAUCUCUUCAUCUGCAAGUGCCAAAUUAGAAGCACCUUUUGUACGAGGUGAUUUUUGACUGCAUGUGUGCCUGGAGAUAAAUGUGUGCCAUAGUUUGCCAGACAUUGUGGAUAUCCCCCCCCACCUAAAAAAAAUUGCAAUAAUUUCUCUCACCAGAGAAUGCCUUCUGUGCUAUCAUGAAUGUGUCGCUAAAUGCUGUAGGACCUUUCAGACCUCAGUUUUUUUAUUUUUUUCUUCCAGCGAAACUGUAAUUCAAAGACUACUGGUUAUGAAAGACGUGACUGUGUGUAUAUCAAGAGUAAAUUACUGUUUACGAGCAUGUUCUGAAAUGUUUCUCCUUCUCGGAAUUGCCUUACUUUUACUUUGGAUUUAGUUGAGUUCUCACUUCUUCCAAAGACAAAUCAGAGUGCCACCGCUUCAGUAAUAUUUUUUUUGACAAAUUAUUUAUUUGUAUAAAAAGACUUUCUCUGCAAUACUUAGCCUUCUCUGGACGUUUAUCCCUCGCUUCGGGUUUAAUAAUGACAGUGCCUCUGUUCUGUUUGUCAAACUUUUGAAUGUGCAUUUUGCCAAUGUCUUUAAUUGAAAAUAAAAAAAAUGUUUGAAUUGUGA